Molecule: messenger RNA, 798 nt
Organism: Cucurbitaria berberidis CBS 394.84
Lineage: Eukaryota; Fungi; Ascomycota; Dothideomycetes; Pleosporales; Cucurbitariaceae
Product: S-adenosyl-L-methionine-dependent methyltransferase
Exons: 3
Coding region: 1-798 (265 amino acids)
Biological process (GO): snRNA modification
Molecular function (GO): O-methyltransferase activity; RNA methyltransferase activity; snRNA binding
Source: RefSeq, a predicted model, not a curated record
AUGGCGACGAAUUGGGGCAACUACACCGACUAUAGUGGCCCCUCAAAACUACCUGGCUCUGCCACACACGUUCUUGACCCCCGCCUAAAUCUACUUGCGGCCCUGAUCCCAGGCCUUUUCGCCGCCAAGUCCUGUUUGGACAUCGGCUGUAAUGCAGGAAGCGUAUCAUGCCAACUGGCCUUCGACUUCCAUGCCGCUGCCGUCCACGGUGUCGACAUUGACCCAAAGCUAGCUGCACAAGCAGAGAAGCUCCUAGCACUGCGGGCUUCCCGCCUCCGACCUCCUACAAAUGACUCGGAACAUGUAGUCGACUAUUUCCCCAUGUCGGCUGUCCUCACGCAUGGCUACCGCAUUGAGCCGGAGAGCGAAGCUUCCCGAAGCUCAUCUUCUGCGUCUGCCCUUUCCAACUGGCCCCGUGUCAAGUUCUUCUCUGCCGACUGGGUCGUAGCCACCAACCAAAGCAUCUCAGGUCCCUACGACGUAAUCCUAGCUUUGUCGGUCAUCAAGUGGAUCCAUCUCGAGCAUCUCGACCAGGGUCUGCGCAUCUUUUUCCACAAAUGCUCGUCAUCCUUGAAACCGGACGGCUAUCUCAUCAUCGAAUUGCAAACCUGGGAUUCGUAUGAGAAAGCUGUCCGCCCAAGCAAGGGCCCACAUUUCAAUUCUAAUUUGCACCUCUUGAAGUAUCGUCCAGAAACAUCAUUCGACGACCUCUUAGCAGAAGAAGGGCUCUACCUCUGCGCUUCAUCGACCGCAUUACCGCGACGCAUAAGUGUGUAUCGCAAAAAAGUAAUCUCAUAG